Molecule: messenger RNA, 1455 nt
Organism: Mesorhabditis belari
Lineage: Eukaryota; Metazoa; Nematoda; Chromadorea; Rhabditida; Rhabditidae
Source: the annotation of a GenBank genome assembly
AUGAGUGAAAAUUUGAUAUUUGAGCAAGCAUUGAAUUUGAUUAUUGGGAGUGAUUAUCACAGUUAUCGACCACAGAUAUUAGUGUUGACAGGAAAUCCCGCAGCUCGGGCAUGUUUAGUGGAUUUUGCAUGGAAUCUCACAAAAGGGAAAUCUCUUCUUCUUUGCGGCUAUAUUUUACAAGAACCAGCAACCGAGCGAAUCUUUGCUAAAGAAGAAAGGAUUGAUCGACAUUUUAAAAAAUGGAUGCAAAAAAGGAAUAUUCAAGGAGAAUUGGUGACAGUUGCAAGUGGAUCUGUUGCUCAAGGAACAUCCAUAUUCAUGCAGACUGUUGGCCUAGGACUUCUGAAGCCAAAUGUUUUAAUGAUGGGUUUCAAAACGAAUUGGAUUCGUGUUGCCGCCGAAAACAUGAAAAUCAUUGUCGAUUACUAUCAAACAAUUGAAGUUGGCUUUUCGAAAAAUGUCUCUCUAGUGAUCUUUCGAAAUUCAGAUACAGGACUCGAUUUUAGUGAAAGCAUGAAAAAGUAUAAGAUAGCAGAAGUUGACUUGGAUGUGGAAAAUAUUGCAAAAGAAAGCGAUGAAAAUAAAGAGAAAAAAGAAAAGACAAAUGAUGAUGCGAUGAAUGAUAGCCCUCCAGUCUCAGAAGAAGAGGAAAAUAUUUCGAGAGCAAGUCACCAAUCUCGCAAAUUCAUGAGCUCUCUGCAAAAUGCAAUGUCGAAAAGGAAAGUACACUCGCUUUCGAAUGAUAUUGAGAAUAAACCACAGACGAGUACAACGCCUGUAAAAUUCAACCGAAGUCAAUCCGUUGAAACUCGCUUUAAAUUCAGUGUUCAAGAUGCCGAACAACAACAAUUACUGGUUUCACUCUCAAAAUUUCACACACCGGUAAAAAAUGGCCGAGUUGAUGUUUGGUGGAUGCAUGAUAAUGGUGGCUUUGCUCUUCUUUUACCCUCACUUCUCACACAAAUCGGAAGCUAUCUACAGGGUGCGAACAUUCGUGUUUUUGUGCAGGCCACUGAAAAUGCAAAUGGAAUCCAGAAAAAUCCUCAAGUUCAAGCAAGGAUGUCAAAAAUGAGAGCUUUCAGUCUUGGCCCUGAAACCCUUCAAAUUAUCAAUUCUUUUGAUGCUUUACCUCAAGCGGAAACUGAGAGAAAGUUUAAACAAAAACUCGAACGAUUCACUUGGAGAUCACAUGGGAAUAAACCAGCAGGUUUCACAACACCAAUCGAAUUACAAUCCGUCUAUGAUAAGACUGAGAGAAUUUUGCGAAUCUCUGAGUUGAUGCACGAGCAUUCACGCGAUGCCGAUCUGAUUGCUGUAACAUUGCCAAAGACACGAGUCGAAGAAGUUUCCCCAUGUGUUUUUCUUUCUUGGCUUGAUAUUCUUUCUGAAGGUCUUCCACCAGUUUUAAUGGUCAAAGGAAACAACGAUCCCGCUUACACAUAUUUCAAUCAACCA